Molecule: messenger RNA, 907 nt
Organism: Gastrolobium bilobum
Lineage: Eukaryota; Viridiplantae; Streptophyta; Magnoliopsida; Fabales; Fabaceae
Exons: 5
Coding region: 98-628 (176 amino acids)
Biological process (GO): maturation of 5.8S rRNA
Source: RefSeq, a predicted model, not a curated record
AAACAAAAACACCUUAACAAAUCGGAGGAGCUAGGUUAAGGUUGCAGGUGAUAGUGUUUCGAGGAAGUGACAAAUUAGAAAGAAGUUGGAAGUUAUAAUGGCAAAGCGAGAGCUUUCCAACACGUUGAAGAACUUGAAGUUCAUGCAAAGGGCAACUCUAAGAGAGGAGAAAACCAAGAAAGAAGAAGAGGUCAAACCUGAUGUCAAUUUUGGCACAACCACUCGAAAAUGUGUGGUCAUAAUGGAAGGUGAUCCCCAUCCUGGAGCACUUAAAGGUCGAAUGUCAUUUCAAAGUUUUAAUCCUUCUGUUGAUAAAUUAAAUGAGGAAGAAGCAAUACUUCGUCAGCCAGCAGCUGAAACUGCUAUUUCUAGAAAUCAAAAUGGAAAUGUCUCUUCCAGCUCGGCAUGUGCUAACAUGGACAAAAAGAGUUAUGAGGAUAACGGCAAUGUUAAAAGGAAGCAAUCUGAAGUAAGUUGUGAAGCACAAUAUCCUAACAAAUCACCCAAGAAUGAGCAAGGUGAUAAACAAUCAUCGUCAAAUAAUAGUUUGGGCUCUUUCAAAAAACCAACUGGAGAGAAGCUAGACUGGAACGUCCUUAGACCAUCUAGUGUCAAACAAAAUAGAUGAGUUCAUUGAUUAUUUGAUUGAAAACGCAAAUUAAGCUAGGUUUGGUUCUGUUUCAGGCCUUGGGCUAUUAUAUCUAUUUUCAUGGUUCUACUAGGCUUUUUUUCUUUGUUAUGAAGACCUUCACAAUUUGUUGUUAAGAUUCAGGAUUUAGUCUGAUUUAGGUUGAAUACUUUUAGAGAUCAAAGCUCCAAAAGCCCUCGGGAGUGUUUUUUAUGUAUCAUUAUAUUGUAUUUUAUGAAACAGUUUGAGAUAAAGCUGAUGUUGAUGAUGGUGAAUAUU